Messenger RNA from Ostertagia ostertagi, 186 nucleotides. NCBI's taxonomy places the organism in Eukaryota, Metazoa, Nematoda, Chromadorea, Rhabditida, Trichostrongylidae. The record is from the annotation of a GenBank genome assembly.
AUGUCUGGUUAUAACAUGUGGUAUUCGUAUGCUGUGGAUCACACUUUUAAACAGAAAUCUGUGUAUGAAGCAGUUCGUCCGUGCCGUCUAAUAAUCGCUCAAAUGUCUAGUCAUCGAUGUGAGAUCAUGAAUGCACUACUUACAGGCUACGCUUUCGUCGCAGGUUUGUCAUUUUGUGGUCCGUAG